Fusarium pseudograminearum CS3096 is the source of this 4758-nucleotide messenger RNA. RefSeq lists its product as uncharacterized. Bases 1 to 4758 code for a protein of 1585 amino acids. The record is from RefSeq and is a predicted model, not a curated record. Lineage: Eukaryota; Fungi; Ascomycota; Sordariomycetes; Hypocreales; Nectriaceae. The transcript has 2 exons. Gene Ontology annotation, molecular function: protein binding.
AUGAGUCACUCACUGUGGAAAUAUUACUGGGAAAACGAUGUCGAACGGUUUCGGCGUCUGCUGGCCCCAGCCAGCUACAAUGCUCAGUCUGUCUCAAAGAGUCCUGCGGUAGGAGGAUCAGGUAGCUUUUUUGGAGGAAGCCCUGGUAUUCCUGGGACUUCUCCACGACCUGCAGCGAAGCAACGACGCACAUCCGGACAUCCGCAGACACCAGGCAAAUCAAGGGAUAAUAAUACGCAUCUCGGACGAACCGAAGUCAACAGCCGCGAUCAUGCUGGACUCACAGUCCUUCUCCGUGCCGCCUCGUCUACCGACCCAAACGCCUAUGAAUUUGUCCGAGCCCUUGUCGAACACCCCGCGAUCGACCUAUAUGUCCAAGAUCCUGAGAGUGGCUGGAACGCCCUCCAUCGAUCUCUAUAUGCUGGAAACAUUUCGAUAGCACGCUUGUUGUUGGAAAAGGAGCGAGUAGAUUUGACAAGCCAUAAUUUGAAUGCUGUCAACAAAGUAGGUCUUUUAAUCAAGACCAAGGAUCAUGAGGGCAACAGUCCUUUCGAUGUUUACAACUCGACCAUCGCUGCAAGGUCGUUGAAGAGCAUGGAAGAUGGAAACAGCUCGGAUAGCGAUGCUGAAAGUAUCGACAGCGGAGGUGAUGAUUUCCAUCAUAUGGUAAAAGCUUCGCAUGGGUUGAGAAAAUCGAUCGAUGGCGAUGAGCUUUUUGUUUUCGGUAGCAACAAGAACCGGUCUCUUGGAGUUGGAGAUGAAGAUGAUCGUCAGUAUCCUGACCGGGUUUAUCUCUCCAGGCCCGACCUUCUUGUGCACCGAUUCUAUCAUUCUCAUUUGGAAGAACAGGAUGUUGAGGCGCCAUCUUCUCUAAAUCUGGAUGAGAUACCAACCUUGGUCAGGAACCGUCCCAUUGUCAUUCAAGAUGUGUGCAUGUCCAAGCUGCAUAGCGCCAUUUUGACCACAGAUCCAGUAUCAAAUCUGUACAUCUGCGGUGUUGGCCGUGGAGGACGACUUGGAUUAGGAGAUGAGAACACACAGUUUAAGUUUGUUCCUGUUCAAGGCCCGUUUCUGGAUAAGAAAAUCCACCAAGUGGCACUGGGCCAGAAUCAUACAAUGGCCGUCGCUGACAAUGGAGAACUCUGGACAUGGGGUCUCAACUCUGCUUCACAGCUUGGAUAUGCUCUGCCCGCCCCGCUGAAGGCAGAUGAGGAGCCCAUGAGCCUUACCCCUCGCCAAGUCUUUGGGUCUCUCAAGAAGGAAAUUGUUCUGGGGGUUGCUGCCUCUGCAAACCAUUCAGUCGCUCACACAGGAGCCUCUUUGUUUACUUGGGGUCGGAACGUAGGACAGCUUGCUCUGAUGGACGCCGAUUCAAGAUCUCUCGAUAUCCAGCAUACCCCCCGGAAAGUUGCUGCUUCGCUUUUGGCAGCCCCAAUUGAGAUGGUAUCUGCUAUUGACAAAGCUACGAUAUGUCUACUGUCUAAUCAUACCGUAUGGGUCUUUAGCCACUAUGGUUAUAACCUGGUCAAAUUCCCGUUCCCCGAUGUCUUUUCAAACAACAUCACCAUGACACGCUACGAGUCCGGAGGUCGAAGGGAGAUCAACUUUAUUACUGCAGGUGGCGAAACAAUAGCAGCGGUGACUGCUCGCGGAGACCUUUUUACACUACACCUCAACGACAAGGGAGACUUGAGCCAAUCUGCUGCUUCCACCACCAACCCCGUCAAGAUUAAGAACGCGCUGACCCAGCCGCAAUGUAUCUGGGAUUCCCGCAAGGACGGUGUUGCCUCUGUUGGAGUCGGAGAAGAUGGUUCAGUCAUCAUCUGUACAGAGUCAGGGGCUGUAUGGAACCGAGUUAAACGCACCAAAGGCAAGCUGACUGGAUUUGCUGGAUCGAACGGUAUAAAACGCAAAGAUGUCAAGUUCCAGCGAGUGCCAUACAUUACCAACUGUGUGGCUGUUCGAAGUUCCAUUUUUGGUGCCUUUGCAGCCAUCAGAAAGGACAGUAAGGUCAUGGCACAGGAGAUUGAGAUUGGCGCCAAGUCACUUCGCGACGAUAUCGGUUCCUUACUUUGCCUGAACGACUUCGAGGCCUCGCAACACCAGAAGCCUCGCAAAGUGUGGGAAGCAGCUAUAACCAGAGAAAGACGUGAUCCUGUCACAUAUGAAAUUCUCCGGUCAGCCGAUAUUGAGACAGACUUGCGACGUUGGCUGGACAUGAGUUCCUUCCAGUACGACGACAUGAAUAUGGCAAUCUGUUCCUCGUCUUUGCCUGAUAUGAAAAUACCGGUUCACAGUUGGGUUCUUGCAGGGAGAAGCUCGGUUCUGCGGCAUGGACUUACGGAACUGCGUGACAGAGGGUCAACGUUCAGCACAGACACAUUCCGCAUCGAGCUUGUUGGAGAGAAGCCCUUAUUGACACUCUUCGACGUUGACAUCUACACUGUUCUCAAUGUUGUGGUUCAUGCCUACCAGGACAAGUUUGUCCCUGUAUGGAAAUACACACGCGAAGCACCUCCACUUGCGUUCCGAUUUCGACAUGUUCGGACAGAAUUGAUGAAAGUCGCCACUUAUCUUGCUUUGCCCAGAUUGGAAGCAGCAGUUCGCUUGCAGACCGGUGUCGAGGACUCUCUCGAUGAUGAUUUCAAACAAGCAAUAUCCGACCCUUCAUUCUUUGACGAUGCCGACAUCAUUAUUGAGCUAGAUGGAGAAGACAUCAUGGCUCACAGUCAGCUAUUGUGUCAACGGUGCCCCUUUUUCGAGGGUAUGUUCAAUGGGCGAUCUCAAGGCCAAUGGCUCGCUGAACGCCGCGAUGGCAUGGAUGCUGCGGAAAGAAUCAGGGUUGAUCUUAAUCAUGUCGACCCUGAAACAUUCCACUAUGUCAUGUCCUUCAUCUAUGCAGAUGUUGGGCAAGAGCUUUUUGACAAUGUCGCGAUGUCCAACGUGGAUGAGCUCUCAGAGCUAGUUCUUGAUGUGAUGGGCGUUGCAAACGAGCUGAUGCUUGACAGGCUAUCUCAAAUCUGUCAAGCGCUCAUCGGCAAGUUUGUCACAACAAGAAAUAUUUCGAAUCUGCUCAACGAGAUUAGUCAAUGUUCCAUCACAGAAUUCAAGGAUACCGGUCUCGAAUACAUCUGUCUCCAGCUGGAGUCAAUGCUUGAAAAUCAUCUUCUUGAUGAUUUGGACGAGGAUCUACUGAUUGAGCUCGAUAACGUGGUUCGUGACAACCAACUUGCGCGAUUCCCAUUUGUGCGCAGCGGAAGGGCAGAGCUCUUGCUUCAUGAAAGUAACCCUGAGUUGGCUGCUGAUAUUGAUGAAGAGCGUCAGGCUAGAAUCAAAGAGAUGGCUUACAAAACAACUCAAAGAGACGAGGAAAAGAAGCUAUCGUCGUCUUUCAAGACGCGAAUUGGAAGCUUGGAUGAAGCCAGCCCCUUGCAAACUCCGGAUACAAUUAGGCGCAAGUCCAGAGGUGGGCGCAACGAGCCGUUUAGUCCUAGUCUACGGCCGAAGCAGUCACAGGCAGACAUGAUCUUUGACAUGGAAGACGAGUAUGGCUCUCUCUCUGCCAAACCUCGGUCGCCUACAAAUGAAGCUGCAAAACUUCGUUCGCCCCCAGAUACAGACGAUAUUCCUCAGCUUCCCAAAACAUGGCGGGAGUCAAAGGGCAAGGAGCAUACAGGUUCCGCGCAUAGCCCAGCUCCCCUCUCUUUCUCUUUGUCUCCAGACUCUCAACCAUCAGAACUGGGCAGUUUGAAAACACCAGGAGGUCGACCAUUCAAGCCUGGAGUGCCUUGGUCUUCCUCCAGGUUGGCCACUUCCAAAUUAGAUCUAAAAGACAUCAUGUCAGAGGCGACUUCCACGUCCGCGUUGACUGCCGGGCUCCAAGCCCAGAAGAUACAGGAUGCAGCCGCAAACAAACCCCAGACUAGGGUGUCUCAAAAGGAACGAAAGAGGCAGCUUCAGGCACUGGCGGCGGCGGAAGCUGCGGCGAAGGAUGGGUCGACAAGCCAUGUACCCUGGGAAACGGUCCCAGAAGGUGGACGACCAGCUCCUUGGAAAGCGGCAAGCUCUGGACCCAAGACGUCUCUCAAGGAGGCCAUGUAUGAUGAAUCAAAUAUGCCCAAAGGAGUAUCUGCCAACGCGAAACCUCUUGUCGCUUCAGAAACGAAGUCAAAAUCGGCAACAAGGCGCACUGCGUCACCCGACACAAGGUUUCCGGGACAGGGUCGAACCAACAGCUCCCCCGCAAUUGUUGCAGGACCCUCGACAGAGCUGCCUAGAAAACCGCUGGUACCACACUCCAAGUCGUACAUUACACCAGCACCCAAGGCGGAGGCAACGCUCGGGUUCAGCAUGUCCGAUAUUAUUGGUCAGCAGCAGCGCGAGCAGGAAGCCGUCAAGGAAGCCGUUGCGAAGCGGUCACUACAAGAGAUCCAGGAAGAGCAAGCGUUCCAAGAAUGGUGGGACCAGGAAAGUCGCAGAACACAAGAGGAGGAGGCACGACGGAAGCAAAAAGAUGCUCGAGAAAAAGACAACAAGGCAUCAAAAAGGGGUCGACGAGGACGAGGUGGCAAGGCUAAGAGCACCGGUGAAGUGGUCGCGAACCCCGGACAGAGCAGCGCAAGCGGAGCCAAGGGCGGCGUGGCUGCUGGCCCAAACACUAACAGUCGGGGGUCCAGCGGAGGACGAGGUGGAGGUGGAGUUGGAGGCAGUCGUGGCAGAGGAGGGAAAGGACGUGGCAAUAAGUCUCAGGCUGCAUGA